Molecule: messenger RNA, 810 nt
Organism: Candidula unifasciata
Lineage: Eukaryota; Metazoa; Mollusca; Gastropoda; Stylommatophora; Geomitridae
Source: the annotation of a GenBank genome assembly
AUGACUUCACAAAAACUGGAAGGGCUGGAGCUCCAGUUGGCAGAGGUUGACAUGCUGACCUCCAUGUAUGCCAAUCCAGGGGAGUUGAUUCUUGAUGAUCCAACAGCAUUAGAGCUUAUCCGUGCAGUCGUAUCAGGAAAUCUGGCCCUGGAGGAGUUGGAAAGCAGGCUGGGGUUCAUCAUAAAAGUUUGCGUGGAGAAUGAUGGCAAAAGCCUGACAGUGGAGCUUGUGUGUAAUCUACCCCAUGAAUAUCCAUUUGUGAGGCCACAGAUAUUUACCAGAGCACCAGACAUCACCAGGGAAAGACAUAAACAGCUCAGGGAGGAAUUAAACAAAGAAAUUGAAAAUCAAGAAACUGGUGAGAUAAUUGUCGGAGUGGUGGUGGAGUGGUUGAAGAGAGCGCUUGUACACAGAACUACAGUACUUGGAGUCAAGCCACGCAAAGAGAUCCUAGACUGGGGUCAUGAGCUAGGCUUGCGAGGCUUCUGUUUACCUGGCAAGCCUGGCAUCAUCUGUGCAGAGGGUGCCACUAGUGAUGUCGAUGAAUUCUGGUACAGGGUCAGGAAUUUGAAAUGGAAGAGGAUAUCUAUAAAAGAACAUGAGGUGGUGCCUAUGGUUACACCAGAUGGACAGAAAGUAUCACAAAAGAUGGAUCCAUUCUGUGAACUACUUCUGGAUGCCAGAGGAGGCAAAGGACGUGAGUACCACAUGGACCUGGGUCAGUUCAGCACAUAUUUGCAGCAGCAUGGUUGCGGACAUGUCUUCAAUUUGUUCUUUGGAUUGGAUGCCAGGCAUGAGGACGGGGACUGA